CCACCUGUCUUUACGGUAUUUAUGUCAUCACUUCCGUAAAACGAGAACUUGUGUUUAUUCUUUGUACCAAUUAGCUGCUGCUAGCGGAAAAGCGGUCCACAUUAAAGCCAACACCAAGCUAAGGAAAUAGCCCCAGUUUGUAAGCGUCCAGCGGCUUCAGCCAUGGCUCGUUCCGGUUAAAUAGGCGAGGAAGUUGCAGACACGUUUCUCUCGCUGUGGAGUUCAGGGCUUCCCCCCGCCACGUUGUUGUUGUUUUUUUUUGUUAAAAAAACUAUGCUGAGCAGUGUUGCUCUGCGGGCUCAGAUAGCCUCCAUAAUCGAUGCCUUGUCCAAAGCAGCCGUGGCAGAAAUCGCCAAAGUUGUGGAGGACGGCAUGGUGGUGUUGCGGCUGGAAAUGUGUCAGCGAGAAAACGAGAUCCAGAAGCUGAAGAGCAACAUCGAGGUUCUGCACAGCGAGCUGAGGUCGCUGCAGGAGAGCGUGACCCUGCGACCCGACAACCACGACAGUCAGAGAGUCGUUGGUGAUGAGAGGACCUUGUUUGAAAAUGGGCCCACUGAUAAGAACCAUAACCAUAUGGACCAUAACGGCCUGUCCAUACCUGAGGUGCAGGUGAAAUGUGAACCUGUGGAAGAAGGAAGUGAAGAGAACAGAGGACAACCUGCCCAGCUGGGAGAAGAAGCGGCCUUGUAUCAAAGGGACAACGCACAAUGGAGGCCGGCGACGCAAACUCAGACAGGACGCAACAACUCAGAUUAUUUCAAUUUAGGGCACGACUCUCUGUCGUGUCUCCCUGAAUCUCCUCUGGACACCGGACCGGCUGCGCCCUGCAGCAGCUCCGGUGGGUUUCAGCCGAGCCCGUUCAGCCGCGGGCUGCUGGGUUACAGACGGCGGCGGCGGCGAAGAGGUUGA
Molecule: messenger RNA, 909 nt
Organism: Anarrhichthys ocellatus (wolf-eel)
Lineage: Eukaryota; Metazoa; Chordata; Actinopteri; Perciformes; Anarhichadidae
Exons: 3
Coding region: 274-909 (211 amino acids)
Source: RefSeq, a predicted model, not a curated record